Molecule: messenger RNA, 1377 nt
Organism: Ochotona curzoniae (black-lipped pika)
Lineage: Eukaryota; Metazoa; Chordata; Mammalia; Lagomorpha; Ochotonidae
Gene: SNAPC5
Product: small nuclear RNA activating complex polypeptide 5
Exons: 3
Coding region: 25-330 (101 amino acids)
Biological process (GO): transcription by RNA polymerase II; transcription initiation at RNA polymerase III promoter
Cellular component (GO): nucleus
Source: RefSeq, a predicted model, not a curated record
GACGGCGGCGACGCGAAGGCCACCAUGCUGAGCCGGCUGCAGGAGCUGCGCAAGGAGGAGGAGACGCUUCUGAAGCUGAAGGCGGUGCUGCACGACCAGCUGAACCGCCUCAAGGUAGAGGAACUAGCCCUCCAAGCAAUGAUUAAUUCUGGAAGAGGGGAGGAGAUGCCGACCUCCCUGCCCGUACCACAGCAGCCCCAAGAUAUGUUGCUGCAUGUGGACAAUGAGGCGUCCAUCAACCAGACUGCACUGGAGUUGAGUACAAGGAGCCAUGUGAUGGAAGAGGAGGAGGAGGAGGAGGAGGAGGAAGAAGACGACUCAGACUCCUAAAGAAGGCAAAGAUCUACUUCAAGAAACCCUCGUUGCCUGGCCGUGGGCCUGGCUCACCGAGGAAGCCAGGAGGAUGUGCCGCGGUAAGAGCCACUCCGGCAGAAACUCAAGUUCCACAAUCUCCUGCCACAGCCUGCUGCACAGCAAGGUGUGCGAGGUGCUGUGUCCAACACAGAACGUCCUCUGGAGUGAUGAGAAAGUCUGGCAUCUGCAGAAUGGACAGAGUUUACAUUUCAAACCGCCAUUUCCAAAGGCAAUUAAUGAAAGACUGUUUGCCACUGAACUGUUGGGAAAGAUGAUAAGGGGCAGGCCAGCGGCAUUGAGUGACACUGCCAGUUAACAGGCUGCUUGGGAGAAGUUAGGACAUCCAGCUCAGGCAGCAGAGACAUGAUGCGCUUAAAGAUACACCAAGAAAAGCGGUCAGGAAGUGCAACAGGCAGCAGGAUGGUUUGAGCCCGUGUGGGCCCGCAGGAGCAGGGCAGUGGAGGCACAGGGAGGGCUUAGGGGACAGCCGGGUCAGAGCACACGGAUUCAUGUCCUGUUGCUUCCAGGGAGUCAGAGAACGCAAGUGUUGGGUCCCCUGCCACACCAUGUCGGAGACCAGGGGACCCAGAUGGAGUCCUAGCUCCCAGCCUGGCCCUGGAUUUAUUCCUCAACAGUGAUCCAGUAGGUGGAGAAAAUGAACAAAUAAAUCACUGUGCUUGGGUGACUGACUGAAUCUUUAUCAGAAAAAGAGCAGCUUUAGAGUCAGUGCGGAGCUUCCUGUCUGAGGGUGGGAUUCAUGUCAGCAGCUAGUCGCAUUCCCACUGAAAAUGGCUAAAGCCACGGUCAUUUGAUGCUAUAUAUCUUCCCCCCCUGCCAGAGGAACACUCCAGACAAGGAAAACACCGCCUACAUGUCCACCUGCUCCAGAAAGCAUAGAUACCUUUUGUCAACCAGUAAUUUAUUCCAAUUACUGCGAGCUUCCUCCCACAGGAAUGAGGUAGUUCUUUGGAACAGACACUUUUGCAGCUCCAUUUAAAAUGCAACUAGGGAGUGUGAUUAAAC